AUGCCAUCUGACAAAUCCGUUGGUGUCUGUGAUGAUUCAUUCAACACUUUUUUCUCUGAAACCGGGGCUGGUAAACAUGUUCCCCGCACAGUGUUCGUCGACUUGGAACCUACCGUCGUUGAUGAAGUUCGUAAUGGUACCUACCGUCAAUUGUUUCACCCUGAGCAAUUGAUCACUGGCAAAGAAGAUGCUGCAAAUAAUUAUGCUCGUGGUCAUUAUACUAUUGGAAAAGAAAUCGUUGAUCUUGUCCUAGAUCGUAUCCGCAAACUCGCUGAUAACUGUACUGGUCUUCAAGGAUUCUUGGUUUUCCAUUCCUUCGGAGGUGGCACUGGUUCUGGUUUCGGUGCUUUGCUCUUGGAACGUCUCUCCGUUGAUUACGGCAAAAAAUCUAAAUUGGAAUUUUCCGUGUACCCUGCUCCGCAGGUGUCCACUGCUGUUGUUGAGCCUUAUAAUUCUAUUCUUACUACUCACACUACUUUGGAACAUUCUGAUUGUGCUUUCAUGGUUGAUAAUGAAGCUAUUUAUGAUAUUUGUCGUCGUAAUCUCGAUAUUGAAAGACCUACCUAUACGAACUUGAACAGAUUAAUUGCUCAAGUGGUUUCUUCUAUUACCGCUUCUCUCCGUUUCGACGGUUCCUUGAACGUCGACUUGACUGAAUUCCAAACUAAUCUUGUCCCAUAUCCUCGUAUCCACUUCCCCUUGGUUACUUACGCUCCCGUCAUUUCCGCUGAAAAAGCUUAUCAUGAACAACUUACUGUUGCCGAAAUCACCUAUUCUUGCUUUGAACCAAAUAACCAAAUGGUUAAAUGUGAUCCUCGUCAUGGCAAAUAUAUGGCCUGUUGUCUUUUAUACCGUGGUGAUGUUGUUCCUAAGGACGUCAACGCCGCUAUUGCUACCAUCAAGACUAAACGCACUAUCCAAUUUGUUGAUUGGUGUCCUACCGGUUUCAAAGUUGGUAUUAAUUAUCAACCUCCAACCGUCGUCCCUGGUGGUGAUCUUGCUAAAGUUCAACGCGCCGUUUGCAUGUUGUCUAAUACAACUGCCAUUGCCGAAGCUUGGGCACGUCUUGACCAUAAAUUCGAUUUAAUGUACGCAAAACGUGCUUUCGUUCAUUGGUAUGUCGGUGAGGGUAUGGAAGAAGGUGAAUUUUCUGAAGCCCGUGAAGAUUUGGCUGCCUUGGAGAAGGAUUACGAGGAGGUGGGAACUGAUUCUCUUGAAGGUGAAGAAGAGGAAGCUGAAGAAUAUUAA
Racocetra fulgida is the source of this 1248-nucleotide messenger RNA. The record is from the annotation of a GenBank genome assembly. Lineage: Eukaryota; Fungi; Glomeromycota; Glomeromycetes; Diversisporales; Gigasporaceae.